UGAUUUGUCCACGAGAGUACAACGUCCCAAAGAAAAUGGAUUAUGCAGACAAACAAUUAAUUCCGACAAUCGAAGUUAAUUUCGCUUUUUCAGUAUGCAUUAGCUAAUAUUUAAACCAGGAGUUACUUAAAUGUUUGUUUGUUGUACCGCAAAUCUAGAUAUUUACUUUUAGAGACAGGAAUAACCUGCAGAUACCAGUGUCAAUUCAGUUAGCCAACCGCUAGCUGAACUGGUCGACUAGCCAGUUUGCAACUGUCACCUGCGAUUAUUUUUUGUUAUUUCCAAAGCUUUUGGAUUGUGCCACCACCCUUGUCACACUGCCAUGGCUGACAGCAGCAUAGUUACUUUCGGGAGGGCUCAGAGUCUGCUGGUGGACUCCUCUGUGUAUGACUCCAGGAUGGCUGAGACUACUAAGGAUGUAUUCCUGAGUUUGGACUCUGAAGACAUGGAAGAGAUGCUGCAUUGUGUCGAAACCAGAGUCGUUCUUGUGGGAGAAGCUGCCAAAAAUGGAGCACUUGUCAAAGCACUGCAGGCCGUCAGGAUAAUGGAAGUCCCGGUGGUUAAGAUUAAAGGAGGGGAACCGGGCGUUGAGGCCAGAGAGAAAUUUAUUAAAUCUAUAGUCAAUAUGGAUAUCAACGUGCCUUGCAUAAAGACAGACAAUGUCAAAGAGUUUGGAGAUGGAGAAAACACAGAGUUUGAGACUGUGUUCGUGCUUACAGACUUUGCCUCACCUGACUACAGCUACCUUUACAAACAUGACAACCGGAUCGUGGGCCCCCCGGUUGUUCUGCACUGUGCGGGACGAGAGGAGCCCCUGCCAUUUUCCUCUCGUCCUUUAUACUCUACCACCAUGCUCAACUUAUCGCUGUGUUUCACUGGUUUCCGCAGCAAAGAGGCAGUUAAACACCUGGUGAAUCUGGUGCAUCACAUGGGUGGCGCCAUCCGUAAGGACUUCAGCACUAAAGUCACCCAUCUCAUUGCAUACUCCACUCAUGGCGAGAAGUACAAGCUUGCUGUGUGUAUGGGCACGCCCAUCCUCACCCCAACAUGGAUCCAUAAGGCCUGGGAGCAUAGAGAUGAUGUAAAAUUCCAUGCUGGAGAUGAAGAGUUCCGCACAGAGUUCAAAGUUCCCCCCUUUCAAGACUGUGUGCUGAGCUUCCUGGGUUUCUCAGACGAAGACAAGACCAACAUGGAGGAAAGGACAGUCAAACAUGGGGGCAGCUACCUGGAGGUUGGAGAUGAGAAGUGCACGCACAUGGUGGUGGAGGAAAACUCUGUCAAGGAGCUGCCAUUCGUACCGUCAAAGAGACUUUAUGUUGUUAAGCAGGAGUGGUUCUGGGGGAGCAUACAGAUGGAUGCCAGAGCAGGGGAGUCCAUGUACUUCUAUGAGAAGAUGGACAGUCCUGUGAUGAAGAAGGCUGUGUCCCUGCUGUCCCUCAACACACCCAACAGUAACCGGAAGAGGAGGCGUCUGAGGGACACUCUGGCCCAGCUCACCAAGGAGACAGAGAUCUCCCCCUUCCCUCCCCCCCGCAAGAGGCCUUCUGCCGAGCACUCCCUGUCCAUUGGUUCUCUGCUGGACAUCUCCAACACCCCAGAGACCUGCAAGGCCCUGGCAGAGGACAGUGUAGAGCGCAGCAGGCAUAUGAGGGUCUGUGCUGAGACCAGAAGGCAGAUGAGGAUGAGGAUGAGGAGGAGUAGGGGAGCAGACCAAGAGUGGACCUUCCACUGCACUAGCACCCCUACCCCACAGCUGGAGACAGGGACACUAGAGUGGGGGGGAAUGGCCCAGGCCACAGAGACGGAGGAGGCUUCAUGGAUGGACUCGUCCCAGGAGUCACUCUGUCUCAGCGCAGAACACUCCCGGCCGUCGAAGAGCUCUACACCUGCUGUCCUGAAGCAGUCGGCAAGAUGGCAGGUCUCCAAGGAGUUAUACCAGACAGAGAGCAACUAUGUGGAUAUUCUCACCACUGUCAUGCAGUUGUUCAAACUCCCCCUGGAAAAGGAAGACCAAGUUGGAGGACCCAUUUUGGCUCAGGAAGAAAUCAAGACCAUCUUUGGCAGCAUCCCAGAUAUCUAUGAUGUACACACCAGGAUAAAGGCCGAUUUGGAGAAGCUGGUCAUGGACUGGUCUGAGGACAAGAGUGUCGGGGACAUCAUUCUCAAAUACUCUAAAGACCUGGUGAAGGCUUACCCACCAUUCGUCAACUUCUUUGAGAUGAGCAAGGAGACCAUAGUGAUGUGUGAGAAGCAGAAGCCACGGUUCCAUGCUUUCCUCAAGAUCAAUCAGUCGAAGCCCGAGUGUGGGCGGCAGACGCUGGUGGAGCUUCUGAUUCGCCCCGUGCAGAGACUGCCUAGUGUGGCCCUCCUUCUCAACGAUAUUAAGAAGCACACUGCUGAUGACCACCCUGACAAAAUCACUUUGGAGAAGGCAAUCGAAUCACUCAAGGAAGUUAUGACUCAUAUAAACGAAGACAAGAGAAAGACAGAGGGACAGAAGCAGAUCUUUGAUGUCGUCUAUGAAGUUGACGGCUGCCCUGCCAACCUGCUCUCGUCCCACCGCAGCCUGGUCCACAGGGUGGAGACCAUCGCCCUGGGAGACAAACCCUGUGACCGAGGCGAGAAUGUCACACUCUUUCUCUUCAACGACUGUCUUGAGAUUGCCAGGAAGAGACAUAAGGUGAUCAGCACAUUUAGGAGUCCUCUAGGACAGACGCGGCCUGCAGCCCAACUCAAACACAUCACCCUCAUGCCUCUGUCCCAGAUCAGGAGGGUCCUGGACCUGCAGGAUACAGAGGAUUGCCAUAAUGCCUUUGCCCUGGUGGUGCGCCUGCCUACGGAGCAGGAUAAUCUUCUCUUCAGCUUCCAGCUGACCACUGAGGACACAAUGAAGUCAACCUGGCUGAAGAUGCUCUGUCGCCAGGUGGCCAACACCAUCUGCAAGGCUGACGCGGAAGAUCUAAUUCAGUGCACUGAGCCUGACUCUGUCCAAGUGAGCACAAAGGAUAUGGACAGCACGCUGAGUAAAGCCUCUAGAGUCAUCAAAAAGACUUCAAAGAAGGUAACGAGAGCGUUUUCCUUCACCAAAACACCCAAACGGGUGAUCCAGAGAGCCUUCAUGGCCAACAGCACACCAGACGACAAGAGCCCUGGCCCCAGCUCUGAGAACAUGAGCUGUGUGGGCAGCAGUGCCACCCUGUCUGCGAUGCACUCUCCCUCCAUGGUCAACCUGCCAUCCAUGUUUGAGAGGAAGUACCACACGUUCAGUCGCUCCACAACCCACCUGUUCUGAUUGACUCACAGAGGAGAUAAACCCAGCACGCUGUUCUGCACCGUGCACCCCUCACUGUAAUUCCAUUAGCUCACGAUUCUGCAAUGGUACUGCUGAUUGGCACGUCCUGUAAGUGUUUAAUUAACACAAGUUCAGGCAGAUAUUGUCUGACUUGGAAAAUGAAGGAUGGAUACCCUUGUAUUUAUUGUUGACUUACAAUGUUACAAGUUGGCCUAGUGUUAGACAUUUUGACAAAUGUAAUUAACAGCCACAUAUAUAGAGAAGAUAUUCACUGACAUAUUUUAUAUAGUUUUGUCGUAGAGGGAUAGAAUUCACUGAAUGAUUAACCAAUGAAAGUAUUUGUUUUAUGGGAACAAGCCUGUUGGUUUCACUUACUAUAGUUUCCAGCUUUUAUAAAGCUCUUAAUGUUUUUACUUUUGAUACAAAUGAUCAGGAUUAGGGGAACAAAAGCGAGCAUAAGCUGUAAGUCUGUCUGUUUGCCGUAGUUUUUAAGGGAUUGUUUUAUGUUGUCAAGUGGGUGUGUUUUUGUUCAGAAGGGACUAGGGGAGAUGCUGCAUUGCAGUACAUAUUUAUUCUCCAUAAUCAUUUUAUUAAUAGUCUAAAAAGCCUCUUCUCUUCUUUCUCACUUGCUAUUUAUGUGUAAAUUUGCCUAUCCUGUUUGUCUGUCAUUAUCUGUACUGUAUCUGUAUUGUGUUCCUCUGUAUCCAACACACUUACACAUGUACAUUAUCCAACUUUAAGCUUAUUUCUGGUGGUUUAUUCAGUUAUAGGAUGUUGUUCACAACUUCUCUUGUCAACACAUGAAUGAAAAAUAAGUAAGCCCCCACCCCCAUUCAUCUGUAUUGAAUAGUGGCUAUUAUUAUACAGUCACUUUUAUUAUGGUUUGGAAUUGUUAUUUUACAUUUUAAUAAAAUCCCUUGUAUUGAA
Molecule: messenger RNA, 4219 nt
Organism: Coregonus clupeaformis (lake whitefish)
Lineage: Eukaryota; Metazoa; Chordata; Actinopteri; Salmoniformes; Salmonidae
Product: protein ECT2
Exons: 26
Coding region: 323-3292 (989 amino acids)
Biological process (GO): regulation of cytokinesis, actomyosin contractile ring assembly; mitotic cytokinesis; activation of GTPase activity
Cellular component (GO): cell cortex; nucleus
Molecular function (GO): guanyl-nucleotide exchange factor activity; GTPase activator activity
Source: RefSeq, a predicted model, not a curated record